This is a messenger RNA of Eurytemora carolleeae, 1261 nucleotides long. RefSeq names its product intraflagellar transport protein 46 homolog. Lineage: Eukaryota; Metazoa; Arthropoda; Copepoda; Calanoida; Temoridae. The transcript is spliced from 7 exons. The record is from RefSeq and is a predicted model, not a curated record. Bases 1 to 957 code for a protein of 318 amino acids. Gene Ontology annotation, cellular component: centrosome; intraciliary transport particle B; motile cilium. Gene Ontology annotation, biological process: cilium assembly; intraciliary transport.
AUGAACGGAAGUGAGAGCGGAUAUGAAACUUCAGGAGGAGAAGUCUUGGAACCCAUCAACAGAAGAAAAGAAAGACAAGAGNAAGGAAGGACAGGAAGAAGGAAGGACAGGAAGGACAGGAAGGAGAGGAAGGACAGGAAGGAAAGGAAGGACAGGAAGGACAGGAAGAACAGAAAGGACAGAAAGGACAGGAAGGAGAGGAAGGAGAGGAAGUACAGGAAGAACAGAAAGGACAGGAAGAACAGGAAGGACAGGAAGGAGAGGAAGGAGAGAAAGUACAGGAAGGACAGGAAGAAGGAAGGGAACCUGUUUUCCUACAUUGAUCGGUAUGACACGCAAAAUAUAGAGAUGGAAACUAAAUUUAUUCCGUUCAUUCCGGAAUAUAUUCCUUCCGUUGGAGAUACAGACCCAUUUAUCAAGGUUUUAAUGCCAGAUAAUGCUGAUGAUAAGAUAGGUCUCAAGCUGGUUGAUGAACCGUCUUCCAAUCAAUCUGAACCUGCCAUUCUCCAACUACAACUCAGGUCUGUCACAAAACAGAACAUCUUCAAAGCUACUACGGUAAAGCGUGUUGAAGGCGGGGGCUGGGGAGGUGAGAAAGCCGGUUCCUGGGGAAAGCAGGUAGACAAGUGGAUCAGAGAUAUCUGGGAGCUGCACCGGACCCAGCCUGCUCCUACUGUACAGUACACCUCAGUCAUGCCAGACAUUGAUUCUUUGAUGCAGGAAUGGCCAGCAGAUGUUGAGACAUUACUGGAGGAGUUGGUUCUUCCUGAUGCUAACCUGAGCAUAAAGCUGGAGAGAUUUGUGGAUACAAUCUGUUCUAUUCUAGAUAUACCAUUGUACAAAUCUCGCCUACAAUCUCUUCAUCUACUCUUCUCUCUUUAUCAAGCCUUCCAACAUGCCCAUCUCUACAAUCCUAACAUGCAACAAGACCCUUAUAAACCAAUAUCUAGAGUUUAAAUAUAAAACCUCCAACAUGCCCAUCUCUACAAUCCUAACAUGCAACAAGACCCUUAUAAACCAAUUUCUCAUAAUUCCCAUGAAUAUUUGUAAAAAUAACAUCCAACCGUUGUCUUGAAUUCGUGCUUUAGCAAAACCACGUAAACCAAGAAGUGAGAAGUUAGAACUUUGAAACUUUAUUCUUUAUUCUCAAAUUUCACAGAAAAGCAAACACGUGGCUAAAACAUAGUAGUAAACUUGUAUUUUAAAUAUAAUAUGAAUAACAAUAUCAUAAUAUAAUAAUAAAAUCCAUCACUGUUUUUUU